Molecule: messenger RNA, 4140 nt
Organism: Oreochromis niloticus (Nile tilapia)
Lineage: Eukaryota; Metazoa; Chordata; Actinopteri; Cichliformes; Cichlidae
Product: TBC1 domain family member 10A
Exons: 9
Coding region: 399-1811 (470 amino acids)
Biological process (GO): regulation of GTPase activity
Molecular function (GO): small GTPase binding; GTPase activator activity
Source: RefSeq, a predicted model, not a curated record
AGACAGCUUUUCUCUUCCUUGUAGCCAGCAGCUAACUCACAUUCCUGCUGACAGCACAGAAACUAGGUGUGUGUCAGCUGACAGUUGUGUGAUGCUAGCAUGGUAACUUUGGGGGAUUAGCAAACAGAUACUGAGCUGCUAAUUAAGAGGUCAUCGAGGUGGGAUUUAGAGUGCGAGUGGAGCGUUAACUAUGUGGCCGAUGAGAGGGAGAUGUACGUAAAAUAACAAUAAUAAUAAAAAAAAAACUCAAGUGGCUGUUGUAGCGUUAGCGAGCUAGCAGCUAUCUCAGUAGCAACCGUAGCUAGCAGGCGGUGACAGCUCCCAUGGACGGCGUUAAAGUGUCAGCUUUUCUUCUGAAGACCCUGUAGGCGGCUUACGCUAAGAUAAAUGUUGGCUCAAUGGCCAGAACGGAGCUGAGCAAUGGACUUAAUUUGCGAGACAACCCGGAGAAGCUGACAGAAAAUGGGACGGGCUCCUCGUACGGAUUAGACCCAGAGGUAAACGGCAAUGUCGUCCCCGGAGAGACCCAGGUGGACAAAUACGGAUUCACAGGAGGAGCCCAGCAAUACUCUGGAGACUCUGCUGAAGAGGUUCCAGCUGAGGUGUUGAGACAGCGGGAGGCAAAAUGGUUGGAGAUGCUCAACAGCUGGGACAAGUGGAUGGCCAAAAGACACAAGAAGGUGAAAGAGCGCUGUCAGAAGGGGAUCCCUCCAUCCCUGAGAGGCCGAGCUUGGCUCUACCUCUCUGGAGGCAAAGUGAAAAGGGAGCUAAACCAGGGCAAGUUCCAGAAACUGGACGAGGCGCAAGGAGAUCCCAAAUGGGUUGAUAUCAUUGAGCGGGACCUUCAUCGACAGUUCCCUUUCCAUGAAAUGUUUGCAGCGAGAGGAGGUCACGGGCAGCAGGACCUGUUUCGUGUGCUGAAGGCUUACACUCUGUAUCGGCCUGAUGAGGGUUACUGCCAGGCUCAGGCUCCCGUCGCUGCUGUACUCCUGAUGCAUAUGCCAGCUGAGGAUGCUUUCUGGGUUCUUGUUCAGAUUUGUGAAAAAUACCUUCCUGGAUACUACAGUGCUGGGCUGGAGGCGAUCCAGCUCGACGGGGAGAUUCUGUACGCUCUGCUCCAGCAGGUUUCCUCUGUGGCCUACCGUCACUUAAAGAAGCAGAAGCUGGAGCCCACCCUGUGCAUGACCGAGUGGUUCAUGUGCAUCUUCUCUCGCACUCUGCCGUGGGCCUCAGUGCUGCGCGUCUGGGACAUGUUCCUGUGUGAAGGAGUGAAGAUCCUCUUCAAAGUGGGCCUGGUCCUCCUCAAAUGCACGUUGGGAUCCCAGCAGAAACUGAAGGACUGCCAAGGUCUCUAUGAGACAAUGGAGCUGCUCCGAACAAUAAAUCCACAGUACAUGCAGGAAAGUUUCCUGGUGCAUGAGGUUAUCGAGUUAACGAUAUCUGAGACAAAGAUUGAGAAGGAGCACAAUGCUCAGCUCCGGCGCUGGAAGGAGAGCCACGGAGAUCUGCGCUGUAAGUCCCCUCCCAGGAUGCACGGGGCUAAAGCCAUCAUGACCUCUGAGCCACACACCAAACAACACCUGAAACAGAUGCCUGCCAUCAUCGUGGAGUAUCCUUUGGCACCCAAGAUGGAUGUGAAUGAAGAAAAUAGAAAGACUAAGGAUGAAGAUAAGAUGAAGACAGCAUUCCCUUCACAGGAGCUGAUUAAUCCUUACGCUCCUUCCUCUGACCCCUCACCUCUCUUUGAACAUAUAACCCUAAAAGGGUCCAAAGAGAGUCUGAGCAGUGUAGAGCAAGACACCUACCUGUAGCAGGAGAAGAUUUAUCACAGUUUACAAACAGCAGUAAGUCCAUCCAGGCCUAACCAAGCAGUGACAGUGUGUCUGGGGCAAAAAUAAAACUGAGAUGUUUUUGAAUUUUUACGUCAGUUUGUAAAACUGAACGCCAGCUAAGCAGCUAGGCUACGCAGGUGCUGAAAUCAUUUCACUCACACACGUUGCUCUGCUUUUUAACUACAUCCUACAGCCAAAUUUUUAAAGUGGAACUCAGAGGUGUCAUUUCCAGGGACCAGCAGCAGAUGGCGACAAUGUGCCACGCUGAUAAAUUAGGUUUUAUUCCUCCAGGCAGGGCGUUUGAACUCGGUGACAUUUUGUCCAUCUCCAUUGGGCCCCUGUGGCUUUAACAACCUCAUCAUCACUCAUGUAAACACAUAAUUGUUUAAUCCUGAUUCCCCCCGAGUUUAAUUCAAACUCUAAAAGAUAAACAGGGGAGAAGAAAAAAGAAUUUGAGUGCAUGAUCAAAUUUGUUUGCUAAAUUAGGUCCUGCAGUGCUUUAGAUUUUUUUUCACCACUUCUAAAUUGUCCCAUUUUGCUGAUAAUAAAAUAAGUAAACAAUUUCAGUCCUUAUAGUUCUGUGAUUGUAAUCGCAAUGCAACGUUAAAGUACUAAUUAAUCAGAAGUAGCCCACUGGAGAAUAGUCACGUUAUUUUAAUUUAAAAGAGAUUAAUGACACCUGUCGGUAAUGUGGACAGGCUCACUAACGCUUAUCACGCUGUGCCGCCUCCAUGAAAAUAGAAGAACAUAUUCUUUAUAUAUAAAGCAUAUGUUCUCUUAUUUAUCACAGUUGGAAAUUCUUAAAAAAAUAAGUUCAAUAAGUAGACAUUUAUAAAGCUCAAAUAUGCUUUGUUGCUUCAUACAUUUGUAUACAGAAUUGCUUCAAAGCAGCUCUUUUCAUAGUAAAGGUUGCUGAUCUCUGCCUUUGGGAGAAAAAAAGCUUGUGGAUAACUGUUAACACCUCCUGCUAGUUACCUCUUAAAAGCAGCGCUCUGAUUAUCCCCCAUCUUUUAAAACACUGAGUCUUAAUUAAUGAGUUUUUUUUCCAGGAGCUCUUUACUUUUUUCCCAGUCUUCCUUUUUGCCUACAGUCACUACGUUGCCAUCGGAUAGAUUUUUAUUGAUCCUUUGUUCGUCUCAGUCAUUCGCACUAAAUCACAGACGCACAGUUUUUAUGUGUGCGCUCAGCAGAGUCUGUGGUGCUGCCUCAGCGAGUCGGUCUCUGCUGUCACUGAACACUAGAGGGCGCCCUGAGAUUAUCUCUCAGCCUCCAUCAGUGAGCAGCAGCUUUUAUCUUACAGGGAAAAAAGGAGGAAAAAAAACUGACCCAAGCUGUUUGACACUCAAUGAAGGGCGAUAGUUCAGGGACUUUUUGUGCCACUAAGCCAAAGAUUUGUGAAGUUUAUUUUUUCAGAUGUAUUCGUGGAAGUAAUUCAGUUGUGUCUGACAGUAUUGUCAGUUUGGGAGUGCGUGGAGUUUUUAUUUAUGUCGUAAAUGAAACGUUAUAAGCUGUUUUUGUACAAUUACACUUUAAAGGUUUAUGGUUUCAUCUGCUUUAAAUUUGUUUUAUUAUUAUAAUAAAAGAAAAGGAGCGCACUGGAGGGUUGUUCUCUGCGGCUAAAGCCGAUGGAGCCGGAAACCUUUGACGGUGACGUGUAAAUACUUGUAUAAAACCGAGAUGCCGCAAGUGAAGAAAAAUGAAGAAACUCUUCGAAAUGAACUGAAAAACAGGCAACGUUUAACAUUACCAGCAAAAGAUGUGAUUUGGAGUUACCACCACACCUUUGGAGAUUAUUUUCAGUCGAUGAUUUUUGUAAUGGAAAAUGGUUGUGGGAAUGUGUUGACCUUUAAAUACUGUCAAAUGUUUUAAAGCAUAUGCUACAGAUUCAUUUUUUAAAAUUUGUUUUGAAGCACUGUUUACUUGUGAUGCCCUGUGGAGCUUUUUAAAGUCACAUUGGAGAUUUUAAAACUUUUUGUUUUUGUUUUUAACCGACAUGUACGUCAACAGUUUCUGCAAAAAGCUGUCCUGAAGAGCAGAUUUUGAUCCAGGGAAGGAAUUUGAAUAAGUUAACCGGUCAUUUUAAAGAACAGGAACAUUUAGUUUGCUGCCCAUCCACCGGAAAAUGCACACUCCAAUAAGUUGAUAAGAUUCUGCUUAUUAUUAAUCGUUGCAGCAGUUAUAUUUUGAAACAAAAGAGCAUUUAUUUUGAUAGGGGCUUGUAGAUUUCUAAAAUUUUUCCUCAUUUGAUUUAAAAUGUGUAAUUUUUUUCCACCAAAUUCCAUUUAAAUCAAUAAAACUUGAACAUAUA